Strongylocentrotus purpuratus (purple sea urchin) is the source of this 1224-nucleotide messenger RNA. RefSeq names its product leucine-rich repeat extensin-like protein 3. The record is from RefSeq and is a predicted model, not a curated record. The transcript has 3 exons. NCBI's taxonomy places the organism in Eukaryota, Metazoa, Echinodermata, Echinoidea, Camarodonta, Strongylocentrotidae. The coding region runs from base 1 to 1224 and encodes 407 amino acids.
AUGACAAUAGAGAGGCUGGUGGAAACUAUCGUCCGAGAGGCCAGGUUUGAUCGAGAGGUUGAAUUUUACAUCAGCGACAUACUUGCCGAUGUGACUGCUAAGUAUCUGUCAUCACCACCGCCAACAUCGCCGCUGACUACACCACCAGUACCAUUACCAGCUCAACUACCGGAUCCACCACCACCUAAACUACCGUCGCUAGCACCAGAACAACUACUGGAUCCACCACCAGUAGCACUACUGGAACCACCACCACCAGAACCAGUAGUGGAUCCACCACCAGUAGCACUACUGGAACCACCACCACCAGAACAACUACUGGAUCCACCACCAGUAGCACUACUGGAACCACCACCACUAGAACCAGUAGUGGAUCCACCACCAGUAGCACUACUGGAACCACCACCACCAGAACAACUACUGGAUCCACCACCAGUAGCACUACUGGAACCACCACCACCAGAACAACUACUGGAUCCACCACCAGUAGCACUACCGGAACCACCACCUCCAGAACCAGUACUGGAUCCAUCACCAGCAGCACUACUGGAACCACCACCACCACCAGAACAACUACUGGCUCCACCACCAGUACCAUUACCAGCUCAACUACCGGAUCCACCACCACUUGAACUACCGUCGCCAGAACCAGAACCACUACUGGUUCCACCACCAGUAGCACUACUGGAACCACCACCACCAGAACCAGUAGUGGAUCCACCACCAGUAGCACUACUGGAACUACCACCACCAGAACAACUACUGGAUCCACCACCAGUAGCACUACUGGAACCACCACCACCACCAGAACAACUACUGGCUCCACCACCAGUAGCACUACCGGUGCCGCCUUUAGAACCAGCACUGGAUCCACCACCAGUAUCACCACCGAGGCCACCACCAGAUCCACUACCGGAUCCAAAACCAAAAGUCCUACCGGUGCCACAACCAAAACAACUACAGGCACCACAACUAGUAGUCCCACCAGCUUCAUCAUCGGAACCUCUUCUAGCGCAACAACAAUCAGUACUAUCAGCACCACUUGCUGCACCACCACCACAACCACCACAACCUCUGCCACCGUUACUGCUACCGAUGGUGGAUAUUCCAUGGGACGAUCGCAAUCCCUUGAAGAUCUGGAUAGAAAGAGCUCAAGAUCUCUUAGAUAGGUCAGAGCCCAUCCCAUUCCCUCCACCAAUCGCGUCCCCCCAGUCUUCAUAUUGA